UGGGUCCUUAAUUACUCAAAUCCCACGGUUCUUACUUUCUUUUUUAGUGUGUCUUGGACAAAAAAAUGGCUGCUACUCAUGGGAGAAUAGUCUUGUUCAUGUUUCUUGCAACAUUUAUAUGGUUUAAUGUCCAAAAUACAUUAGUGCGUUGUGCUUUAACACCAGAAUUGCAAAAGAAACUUGCUAGAAUCAACAAAGAGGGUCCUUAUUUAGGUUUAGUCAUACCAAAUUCUUUUGAACUUAAACCUCUUCUUCAAAAUCCAGGCUAUACUCCUACUAAUACCGUCAUAGAUUUUGCAGGAAAGAGAUUUCGUUUUGGAUCCAUUAGCAACAAAUCUGUUAUAUUGGUCAUGACUGGAUUGAGUGUGAUAAAUGCAGCUAUAACAACACAGCUUCUGCUAAGCAUUUUUAAUAUAGAUGGAGUUGUUCAUUAUGGUAUUGCUGGAAAUGCAAACCCUUCAUUGCAUAUUGGAGAUGUUACUGUUCCUCAUUAUUGGGCUCAUUUGGGACUUUGGAGCUGGCAGAGAUUUGGACAAGGAGCUAAUGAUACGUUACCCUUAGAAAACAAUGGAGACUACACAAGAGAUGUAGGAUUCAUCAAAUUUUCAGAUUUCACCUCAAAUAUAAGUGCUGCUGAUAGUGUUACAGUUGAUAACCAUCUCAACAGUCUUUGGUAUCAGCCUGAAGAGAUUUUUCCAGUUGAUGGCAUUCCUGAACAAAGACAACAUGCUCUUUGGGUUCCUGUUAAUGCCAAGUAUUACCGUAUUGCCAAAAAGCUUGAGAAAAUGAAGCUAGAGGCCUGCAUAGAUUCCUACACAUGCUUUACAACAACACCAAAGGUUGUGCUUGUGGAGAGAGGAACAAGUGCAGGAUUCUACCUAGACAAUGCAGCAUACAGAACCUUCAUCUUCAAUAAGUUUAACAUUAGUCCAGUCGACAUGGAAAGUGCAUCAGUUGCUCUUAUAUGCUUGCAGCAAAGGAUUCCUUUCAUUGCUAUUAGGGCUCUCUCUGAUUUGGCCGGCGGUGGCACCGCGGAGUCGAAUGAGGCCGAUACCUUCUCGCCACUCGCCGCCACUAACUCUGUCGCCGUGGUCAUUGAGUUUGUGAAGGAAUUGUCACGCGACUCUAAGUUGUGAUCUAUUUUGUAAUUUUCUCAAUAAUCUGUAAGAAGUGCAUCGAUGCAUAUGUAGACAACAACAUUGUUCUUGACGUGAAUUUGUAAACGUGUUUUAAAGUUGCUAAGUGAAAGAAACAACUUAGGGAAUUUGUAGCUAAAAGUGAUAAUAUUUGCUACAUACACUCAUUAAUCACUUGGAGCUAUUUUUCAAUCUUUGUCUCUCAAGAAUUGUCGACCUAUUUUCUUUC
This is a messenger RNA of Lathyrus oleraceus (garden pea), 1365 nucleotides long. Its product is annotated as bark storage protein A. The record is from RefSeq and is a predicted model, not a curated record. The coding region runs from base 66 to 1136 and encodes 356 amino acids. Gene Ontology annotation, biological process: nucleoside metabolic process. NCBI's taxonomy places the organism in Eukaryota, Viridiplantae, Streptophyta, Magnoliopsida, Fabales, Fabaceae. Gene Ontology annotation, molecular function: catalytic activity. The transcript is spliced from 5 exons.